AUGUCGUUCGAUAACAACUUAGAAGGCUACAACGUUGUGCGGGCCAUGUGGCUGCGGUUUUGGAACCCCUCCAAGGGCACCUUCAUCUGUCCCAUGAAGCGUUGCAAUGGAACCAUCGGCGACGACGGCAAAUUCAACGUUUGGUCGGUAUCAGUCGCAGUACAUGCAAUUGUGGAUGGUGCGCGUAUAUACCCCAACGAGCUCGGCCCGCUGAUCGAGCCAGCCAUCCAAGCAAUGUAUCGUUACAGGUCUCCCAAGUACCAUGGGUAUUGCGCAGCGGAGAAUUUUGAUGGUAAUAAGGACAUUUACUACGAUGAUGAUGCUCAAGUGGCUUCAGCAUUGAUAUGUGCCUAUGAGGUCACCGGAAAGAAAGAAUACUUAGACUCUGGCAGAGACCUUGUUCGGUUCCUCAUGGGUGGGUACAAUAAAGAUAAGAAGUCCAAGGCCCGUGGUGGAAUGAUGUGGCAUAUUGACAAAGACUAUUGCAAUGCUGUAACCACCGCAGAGUGUGCAAUAGCUGCUUUAAGAUUGCUGAAGUAUGUUCCAGAAGAGAGAAAAGUUUACUACGACUAUGCAAACGAGUGCAUCAAAUGGCAGUUAUGGAAGCUCCGGGAUAAAUCGGAUAACAUCAUCUGGGAUGGAGUUGGAAAAAACGGAGACAAAAUUGACAAAACAAAAUGGACGUACAAUACCGGCACAACGUUGAGUGCAAUUUGCAUGCUGUAUACGUACGACCACGACGAAAAAUGGGUCGAGGAGGCCAAGAAGCUGGCUGAGGCUGCUACCGAUCGAGGCCGUUCGCUGUUUUGCCGUGAUUAUGAUGAUUGGUCCAAGCGGUACUGGCGUGAUCCCUCGUACUUUAUCCAGCUUUUGAUUGAGGGUCUAGCUGAUUACCUGCUCGUUUUUGGAAAGGUAGCUCCACCUACGACUGCACAGUGCAUCCAAGACGAGAUCGUUCGUCAUCUGUCUUUUUUCAAGAAGUACAUGUAUGAUCCCAAUGAUGGGCUGUACUAUAUUCAUUUUGAGAUCAACAAAAUCAACAAGCAGAUCUACGAAAGGUAUAAGAAUGAGUUUGGCGGCAACAAGAAAUAUGAGCCCAAUGGAGAGGAGAGAUCUGGUGAUGGUGACAUGGAGAAGAGACCAAUGGCCAAAUGUUUGAUCGGAGCCGGGUCUGCUGCCAGGAUCUUUUUUCAAGGUGCGAGGAUAGCUCCAACUAUGAAUCCAAGGGACUCGUGA
Messenger RNA from Kuraishia capsulata CBS 1993, 1236 nucleotides. RefSeq lists its product as uncharacterized. Gene Ontology annotation, biological process: carbohydrate metabolic process. Lineage: Eukaryota; Fungi; Ascomycota; Pichiomycetes; Pichiales; Pichiaceae. The record is from RefSeq and is a predicted model, not a curated record. The coding region runs from base 1 to 1236 and encodes 411 amino acids. The transcript has a single exon.